This is a messenger RNA of Capronia coronata CBS 617.96, 1296 nucleotides long. RefSeq lists its product as uncharacterized. The transcript has a single exon. The record is from RefSeq and is a predicted model, not a curated record. Gene Ontology annotation, molecular function: 6-phosphogluconolactonase activity; protein binding. The coding region runs from base 1 to 1296 and encodes 431 amino acids. NCBI's taxonomy places the organism in Eukaryota, Fungi, Ascomycota, Eurotiomycetes, Chaetothyriales, Herpotrichiellaceae.
AUGUCUCAAUCAUACGACUUCCUGGUCGGCACCUUCAACACGCCACACCUCUACACCCUGAGAUUCACACCUCCGGCGACGCCUUCAUCAUCGACACCAUCAAAAGGGUCCUUGUCAAGCUCUGGAAGCCUGCAGAUCGUGCACCGCGCCUCAGCCAUCGGCUCACACUCGUGGCUUCACCUGUCGCCGCCCAAGGCGAACGGCACCCGAAACCUGUACGCCACAGCAUGGACGGAGCCGCCCUCAGUCGUGGCAUACACGGUCAAGUCACCCACAGACAUCGAACUGCUGGGCAGCGCCCAGACAAAGACACGCAGCGGCUAUGUCACUGCCAACGACGUGGCCGUCUAUUCCGCCGGCGGAGCCACGGGUGAAGUCUUCAGCGUCGACCGGAACACAGGGGCCUUCCUGGCUCCCGACACCACACCGAAAUCCAACGGGACAACAUCACACCCGGCACCAUCAUCGACUUCAACAUCGAUGAUCCAACCACUCCAAACUCUGUCGUUCGUCGACGCAUCCGCCCAACGAGACGACGGCAGUGUCAUGGACUUCGGCGGCCUCCGCCACGGCGCACACUCCGCGGACCUGUCGCCGUCCGGCCGCGCCUUGUACGUAGCAGACAUCGGCCGGAACUGUAUCUGGACGUACAAAGUGUCGCUGACCGACGGCACCCUGACGCUGGGCGAGAAACAUAUCUCGCCGCGCCCGAACGACGGGCCUCGCCACGUCUGGCCCCACCCGACGGGCAAAUAUGUCUACUGCGUCCAGGAACACACGAGCAUCGUCGACGUCUUCUCCACGCGCGACGCCGAUGGUGUCUAUCUGACCCACGAACAGGCCGUGCGUAUCAUCCCCGCCGACCAGCACGAGCGCGAGUUCUGGGCCGACGAGGUCCGCACUAGCUUCUCCAACGGCGACGCUCCCAAGUACCUGUACGCGAGUACGCGAGGCCUGGAGCCCGGCAAGAAGGGCUAUGUCGCUGUAUACAAGCUCACUAGUGAUGGGAGGGUGGAUACUUCAGUGUCUGCGUCAACCGCAUCUUCCACGACCCAAACUAAUCCUUCUUCCGACCUGUAUGCCGGCCUGUUGUGCAUGUACGAGACCGCCACGAGCGGCGGCUGGGCCAACGCCGUCCAGCCCGGCCCGACCGUCGAUGGAGUCGAGUACCUGGCGUUGACGGACAGUGAGCAAGGCUGGGUUUUCGUCUUGAGCUGGGACGGAAAGGAGAUCAAAGAGGUCGCCCGCGCGAAACUGGAUGAAGGUGCGGGCGCUGCAACUGCGGUGUGGCUCUAG